Messenger RNA from Ceutorhynchus assimilis (cabbage seed weevil), 2901 nucleotides. The record is from the annotation of a GenBank genome assembly. NCBI's taxonomy places the organism in Eukaryota, Metazoa, Arthropoda, Insecta, Coleoptera, Curculionidae.
GAAACAAAAACCGAUCGGAAUCGCGAAUGACCUCCAUUACUGCGGCUCCUUUAUUUCGUCAAUUUUAACAUAAACAACGAACAAUUUCGACUUCCAGCUUUGCACAAAUUCAACCGGAAAGUGUCGCGUACAAGAAACUCGCAAAAAACGACGAUUUUCCAGUGUAAACAGUGCAUUUUGUGCGGGUGUGGCCCCCAGGCCAGAUAAACAAGAAUUGAGUCAUCAAGGUUCGUUACACCACCACCAAUGUCAACAAUAGAUUAGCCUCUGAUAAUUAAUUUGCAAUAACAAAAAUGAGUGCGACUAAUAAUCCGGCCGCAAGUCCCACCACCAAUCCGCAACAGGCUACGGCCACAAUCAAAAGCCGUCCGAAUAUUAUGCCCAGCAGUUACAUGUACACUUCGAGCAGUGCACUUUUGAACAGAAACAACACCGAAAACAAACCGACACCGCCGCCUACUUUGCCCAAGUACACUAGCAGUUUUAAUGCAGGCAGCAGCUUGAACAGAGAAAGGGACAAGGACUCUAUCGGGGGCUCUUACAGGCUUUCCAGCCUGGACAGGCUUGCGAUGAGGCAAAAGUUUAUGGAACAACAAAAUCCUACUAAUGGGACUGCUCAGCCUCAGAUGCAGACUAAUGGGAAUGGGGAUGUUGGGUCUAGUGCUUUGUCUAAUAAACGAGAAAUGUUUUUCUCUGGGACAGCCACAACACCAGAACAAAACAAAGACACAAACCGCCUAACCAAAACCCCCAGCAUUGAAAAACCCUCAAUCCCCGAUAAAAAAGAAACCCAAAUCGAUGGCACCCCGAAAGAAACCAAAGACGACUCCAGCAAAGAAUCCAGCCCGGAUAUAAUCAAGGAAAGACCAAAAAUCAAAGAGCUAGAUGGCUAUGUAGGCUUUGCAAAUUUGCCCAACCAAGUGUACAGAAAGGCAGUUAAAAAAGGCUUCGAAUUCACUUUGAUGGUGGUGGGCGAAUCAGGCUUGGGCAAAAGCACCCUUAUAAAUUCAAUGUUUCUUACGGAAAUUUAUAAUUCAACUGAUUAUCCUGGUCCCACUCAGAGACUGAAAAAAACCGUAGCAGUAGAAACCACUAGGGUGAUGCUAAAAGAAAACGGUGUUAAUCUUUUGCUCACAAUGGUAGAUACUCCAGGAUUUGGAGACGCUGUUGACAACAGUAAUUGCUGGGCUCCCAUAAUUGAAUACAUCGAAAGCAAAUAUGAGGAUUACUUGAAUUCUGAAGCAAGGGUAACAAGACAAAUGUCACCUGACCAACGAGUACAUAGCUGCUUGUAUUUUAUACAACCAUCUGGACAUGGACUAAAAUCUUUAGACAUAGAAUUCAUGAAAAGACUGUGCGAUAAAGUUAAUAUUAUACCUGUCAUUGCCAAGGCUGACACGCUGACUUCAGAGGAAUGUGCUUUAUUCAAGAAACAAAUAAUGAAUGAAAUUGCCCAACAUAAAAUCAAGAUUUAUGAGUUUCCAGAAACUUCAGAAGAAGAUGAAGAGCACAAGUUGAAUAAAUCAUUAAAGGAGCGUGUUCCUUUUGCGGUUGUUGGCUCAAAUUGCGUCAUAGAAAACGACGGUAAAAAAACUCGCGGUCGCAAAUACCCCUGGGGCAUUGCAGAAGUAGAGAAUCUCGAACACUGUGAUUUUAUAGCGCUAAGGAAUAUGGUUAUUCGGACUCACUUGCAAGAUCUCAAAGAUGUCACCAAUAAUGUCCACUAUGAAAACUACAGGUGCAGAAAAUUAGCUGGGUUAGGGGCAGAUGGAAAACCUUCCAGGAUUUCAAAUAAAAAUCCACUGGCUCAGAUGGAUGAAGAGAAGAGGGAGCAUGACAAUAAGAUGAAAAAAAUGGAAAUGGAGAUGGAACAAGUUUUUGAAAUGAAAGUCCGUGAAAAGAAACAAAAACUAAAAGACUCUGAAGCCGAACUAACAAGACGUCACGAAGCUACCAAAAAGCAACUAGAACAGCAAGCAAAGGAAUUAGAAGAAAAACGAAGACAAUUUGAGCUGGAGAAAGAAUCCUGGGAGAAAGACAACCAAGUGACCAUUGAAGAUUUGAGAAGACGAAGUUUGGAAGGCUCAAGGGAAACUGUGGACGGCAAAAAGGAGAAAAAGAAGAAGGGAUUGUUUUAAGUUGUGUUGACAAAAGUGAGUUGUACAUUUUCAGCUGCAUGACAAAUUUAGUGUACUCCUAACCUAGCGAGCAGCGGAACCAAUUAUUAACAGUUUUGCAUUUAGCUUUUUAGGUAUUUAAAUUUAAGAUAAGUUAUAAUAUAAUGAUUAUAUUAUUAAGACAAGAAAAAUUUAGAACUCUUAUUGAAGAAGGCUGUUUCUUAUCUCUUAUAAUAAUUUCAAAUAUUAUAAUUAUGGCAUUGAUUAGUAGUUGUAUUUCUUUUUUGUAGUCAAAACCAAAAUUACAUUCCGUUUUUUUUUUUUUUGUACUUUUUAUAUUUAGAGUUACUUGACAUGUUUGCCAAAAAAUUGUUAUGCCAUAUUUUCAAUUAGUGUAUUAAAAGUCCAAAUUCAUAAAAAAUAAACUGCCAUAAUACAUAAUACGUAAUUUUUAGGCAACAAAAAUAUAGCUAGUGUUUCCUUUGAAGAAAAAUAUAUUAUAUAGCUUGAAAACUUUUUAAGUGUUUAGAUGUAAUAAAGAGACUUGGCUUAUAGAGCUCAAUAACAAUUUCCUAUAUUUAAAAAUAAACAAUAUAAAUGUAUGUAUUAAUUAAUUAUUAUUGAAUGAAACCUGGUAUAUUUGAAGAUUAUAAUGAAUGUUAGCAAAAAUACAAAAUUAACAGUGCAUAUUAGAAUUAUUAAUGCUCUCUUCAAUUCUUUUUUUAGGAAAAAGUUAUUUUGUGUGCCAUUGGAAUGUAAGUUAAAAAUAUAUGUUGUAUUAUAG